CGGUUAAAUGAUCGUGUUCGUAUUCCCCUCUUUUCAUCUCCUUCACCGAUAUAUGUAUACGUAUGUAAUACGUACGUGCCUUACGUGCAAUGGAGACUAACUUGAUUUAUCAGGGUCAACGAUUGAUUUGAAACAAGACUGAUCUGCACUGAUCUGGUCCCGCGACCCUCGGCUUGGCCUGAUUCCGUAGAUCGCAGAUCCGCGUCUCUUCUACAGCGGAAUCGAGAGCAGGAAAUUAGGCCGCGCGGCCUCACACCUGAGGGAUCCAUAUCACGCAUUUUACGUCGCGCGGUAUGUACUACACAUCGAUCAGAGGAACGCUCACGAUAACUGUGUGCCACACAGAUCUCAGUUCUUGACAAAAUCCUGACUCUCCUGACAGUUAACGCGUUAUGAUAGGAGCGUGAAAAGUCAAAAUCCGUGAUUCCGUGCUGAUAAAUGAGCGUGUCCCCGAGGCUGCUGCUGACGAGCACCGCUUCUCUGCUAAACGUAGUAUGUAACGCGCGGACGGCAACGUUUCCGCAAUCGCGAAAGAUCUUUACACUAGAACCAACUUGGCAACAAAUACUAGAAAAUUUGUGUAAGAGCCCUAGCUGGAAAGCUUUGAUCUCCAAUUGCUUAGAGCUCGCUGUCUCUAUGGAUAAUUCUCCAUCCCAUCAAAAGUCAAAAGUCCAUAUGGAACCUUACUUUGACACAUGCUACAGCCAAAGCAAUAACACUACAAUGUGCGAUCUAACGAAUACAUUGAUCUAUUGUCAUACUAGUUUUACAGAGGCAACACAUAAUGUUAAAGCUAACAUAUGUACAGCUGACACUAAGUAUGGAACUUACAUAGACAAACAGAGAUACAAGACGAUAAGGAAGUGGAAACGCAUCGAGAAAGAUAGAUCAUCCAAUAAUAUGGAAGAUUUUUUUAUAUUGAAACUAUUAUCCUUUAAUAUCUUGGCACAAAACCUGUUGGAAGAUCACUCGUAUCUAUACAUGGAUCAUAACAAGAAAGCCCUGAAUUGGAAAACACGAAAAUCCCUUGUGAUACAAGAAAUAUUUGAAGCAGAGGCAAAUGUAAUAUGCCUUCAGGAAAUGCAGGAGGAACACCUAUUAGAUUUCGUGGCUCCGUUCAAACAUCAUGGAUAUGACUAUCUGUAUAAAAAGAGAACCAAUGACAAGAAGGAUGGCUUACUUUUGUUAUAUCGCUCCGAUGAAUUUAUUUUGUUAGAUUACGCAAAGGUGGAGUUAUAUCAAUCCGGUAUUGAGAUCUUAAAUAGAGACAACGUCGGUAUAAUCGCUAAACUAGCCCUCAAAGACAAUCCAGAAACGCAAAUCGUUGUAGCCACUACUCAUUUGUUAUAUAAUCCGAAACGCAAUGAUGUACGAUUGGCGCAAAUACAGCUUUUGUUAGCGGAAAUAGAACGAAUUGCAUUCGUCGAGAACGCGACAACGGGCCCGAAGUAUUUACCAAUCAUACUCGCAGGCGACUUCAAUUUGGAGCCGUUCACGGGCGUUUACAAGUUCCUAACAGAAGGUUCGUUCAAGUAUUAUGGGAAAGGACGAAGUUUAGAACCGUCUCAAUAUCGUUCUCUGUCAAAUUCAUUAAUACCACCGCGAUUAUGCGUCACCGACAAUUGUCAACAUUUUAAUAUCCUGACACAAAGACUGCGAAGAGAAGGCACCGGUAAAGUCAUGCUGGAAAAUAGCGAAUCAAGCCUUCAAAAACGAGACGAAAAUAUGUCCACACCUUGUAAUACGACUGUGUUACAACAGAGCGCGAACAGUGACAUCGAUUGCACACAAGUUAUCGAGAUUGUGAAAGGUCAUUCCGCAAGAUUUUCGUCUGGCACUCUAACGCAUCCCUUUAAAAUGCGUAGCAUUUAUACGCACAAAGGUGCUCAUGAUGAGAAAGAAGCAACCACGCAUCAGGACAAGUGGAUAACAGUGGAUUAUAUAUUCUACAGCAACAUCCAACCUUUAAAGAAAUACGCUUUACCUACAGUAAGUCAAUGUGCCGCGUUACCUAGAAUACCAAAUUUUAUAAUAGGUAGCGAUCAUUUAUGUAUAGGUGCAACCUUUCAGUUACCGAAAAAAAAAUCUCUACUUUAA
Molecule: messenger RNA, 2097 nt
Organism: Cyphomyrmex costatus
Lineage: Eukaryota; Metazoa; Arthropoda; Insecta; Hymenoptera; Formicidae
Gene: angel
Product: protein angel
Exons: 6
Coding region: 439-2097 (552 amino acids)
Molecular function (GO): 3'-5'-RNA exonuclease activity
Source: RefSeq, a predicted model, not a curated record